GAUAUUAACGUCAUUUGUCAAAUAUUGUUUAAUUAUUGUUUGACGCUUACCACUAACCAUGUUUUCGUCAGCCGCUCUUUAUUUAUAAUUCGCGAGUUUUUUUUAAUUUCAAACGGACAAAUUCCAUUUAUAAUUGCCAGUGUUCCUACUCUUUUUAGGUGCCUUCGGAAUAUGGGAUUAGAAAACAUGCGUCGUUGGCCAAUGUAUAUUGUGUUUGCCGUGUGUUUCUUACUUACCCUUUCACUAUUUAAUAGUUGGAGUAUGGAGACCGAAUUACAAAAGAAAGUAAGUGAACUUAGUACUCAAUUACAAGAAUGCUCAAAACAGCAAACGACUUGCAUGGAAGAAUCUCUGCGUCAUUCACAACAAAAGGAUAGUUUUAACACAAAAAUAAAUCAAUUGGAGAAUCAGAAAGUUCAAUUAUCGAACGACUUGACGGAUUACAAGGAUAAACUUUCCAAAUCGGACGCAAAAGUUAACCGUACUUUGGUUGAUGUCGAAUUAUGUAAAACGGAACUGCAAUCACUACAGAAUUUACAAGUGAGUAAAUCAGCUACUUUGGAUACAUUGCGACUGGAAAAGGAGACAUUGACCAGUCAGUUAGAAGAACGUAAACAGAAAAUUGAUGAGCUUGAAAAGGAAAUAUUGAGGUUGAAAGCAUCUAUGACUACUAAGAGUGCUCCCAAUCCUCCAGUGCCAUCAAAGGUCACACCAGCUCAGCCACCAAAACUAAGUUCUUCACUCAAUGCCCUAAACCCAGUCAAUGAACCUGUUAUUGAGGAUAAUGCCAGGGAAGAAAUUGAAGACGCAAAUGUAUUCAAUGAUGGCAAUGACAUUGAUCCACAGUUGUAACAACCUGCCCAUUAUUUAGUACCCAAGGCCUCAUGGUUAUGAUAAAAAUGUGUUUUUUAUUACUUUGAGGCUUUUUGUUAAGAUAUUUUACAAUUGUUACAGUAUUGUCAAGAUUGUUAAAAAUUAGUGAUUCUCAAUUCUCCCAAUAAGCAAUUAGUAAGUAUUGAAUUGUUAAACAUGUUGAUGAAAAGAGAUAUUUGAAAUCAAAUUAAUUUUGCCAUUGAAUUCACCUUUGUAUAAAUCUUUUAUGUCAAUUAUUGAUAAAUAGUAGUAGUAAAUAGUAAAUUGAUAAAGUUUAAUACAAUAAAUACUCUAAAUUAGUCACCGAAUAAGUUGGUAAAUUGUUGUUUAAAUUUAAUGUGAUUUAAAAGGGUAGCUUCAUCACAACUUUAUUACUCUCCAUCAACAUGUGAAACUGUAUCAAAUAUGGUGCUCAUGAUAUAAUUAAAUAAAAGAUUUAAAUGUUCUAGAAUCUAAACUUUUGACAUUGAAAACAUUUUGACAAUGUCCCAUCCAAUGAAAACUAUUGUUGCAAUAUAAUUACUCACUUAAAAAUAUAAUUUGCUUAUGAAUACAUGAAUUUCUUCCAUUAUAUAUAUAAUCAAUGCAUUGUAUAUUAGUAAUAUAAGUACUGCAUGAUAUUUUCUCAAGUACAUAGUAAUAUUUAGAAAUUAAUUGGUACCUACUGUAAAAUUAUAAUUGGGUAUUUGAGGUAUUUUAAUAUUCUAGAAAUUAUUUGAUUAUUAUGGACUGGAUAGAUCUUGACCUAUAUUUAAUGUUGCAUUUGUGUUUCAAACAAGAUUUUAUUUAUAUUUGGUGAAAUUUGUUAUUUGUCAAACAUAAACAUAAUAUCCUCUUACCUUCAAUAUAAUGAACAUAUUGCAUUAACAAUAACAAUGUGGGUAAAGAGGGCCAAGUAUUUAUCCUCCUACUAUUGAAAAGUUUAUAAAACUUAGAAUCCACCUAGACAGUAAAAUCAUGAAUAUAGUAAUUACAUCCUCAGCCUCAAUGCCUUGGAAAUAAAAGUAUUAUUUGAAUUUUUGUUAUUGUAUAUUAGUGAGGCUUUCAAUGUUUCUUUUUACUAAAAACAUUUUUACUACUUCAUUCCUCUUAGCAUUUUAUAUAAUGAAUUUGAACCCACUAUUAAUAUGGGUGUUAGGAUUAGUUGCUAUUAUUGUAUAUUCUACAAUUAUAUCACAAUUAUUAAAACAUCAGGUAUGUGUGCAUUUUCUGUGGACAUCUAUGUCACAUAGUAUCUUAUGCUGGAUACAAACUUAGCCCCAUUGCUAGAAAAUAAAUAUUGUUUAUUUUUUAUGGUUUUGAAAAUUGUUGCAGAAUUGAUUUGAAAACAAAAAUAUGUAUAGUGUAUAGUAAUAGGUCAAAAAGUAAACAGAAAUGGUAUUAAAUAGCAGAUACUGACAACUUACAAAAUGUUUUUAGCUUAUGAAUCUAUAGUUCCAGUAUUUAUGGUUGUUAAUAUUUAACAUAAUAUGGUAUGUAUGCAGCAUAGAUUACUAAUUGUAUGAGUAUUUUUUUAUAUUUAAAAUUAUUUGCCAUAAUGGUGCCAGAAAUAUAGAUCUGUCAAUAA
This is a messenger RNA of Zerene cesonia (dogface butterfly), 2440 nucleotides long. RefSeq lists its product as uncharacterized. The record is from RefSeq and is a predicted model, not a curated record. The transcript has a single exon. NCBI's taxonomy places the organism in Eukaryota, Metazoa, Arthropoda, Insecta, Lepidoptera, Pieridae. The coding region runs from base 172 to 852 and encodes 226 amino acids.